AGAGCCCAGGCAAAGUGCAGAUCCAUACAGUCUCGUAAUGUUUGCUCUUUUCAAUUUGCCGUCUUAGUCCAGAGUUAACACGCACCGCUAACAACAAAACAAAUAGAACACACGAAAAUAGUGGUCAAAACUAUUUCACGUCAUUAUCAUGUGUGAUAAGGGACUAUGGUCAAAGCUAUUUGAUAUUUUGAUCCCCCCUAUAGAGGGCGUUAUGUCCCAUAAAUAUCUUACCAGAUAAUUAUCGUAAACAACAUCCUGUCAUAAAAGUCGUAAAUGCCCUAAGCUUAUUAGGAUUAACCAGUCCAAGUAGAGUAGGUCAUAUCAGCUGUUCUAUACUUACCACUGCAACCACCCUACACGUGCAUACACUAUAUCAGUAUAUCCUAUCGGAUGGCAGAUCAGCACGUCCAAGGCCCCAAAUUUAAUAGCCGCACAGGUGUUGUUGUUGUCCUAACCGCCUACGAAAAAUUUCAACCGCUGAUUAUCAUUUUACGAUAGACAAAGUAAUUCAUUCUUGAACUAAUCUUUUCAACCGCUAUAAGAUCACGUCCCUGUUAAAAUUGAACUAACCUCAAACGCUUCUUUGCACCGUUCACAGUCGGGAUUCCGAAGUCGGACUGUUCGUCUAUUCACAAGUAAACUUGCGUUGAUUAUUAAAACAAAAUUAAUAAUCAUGGGUGCGAAUUUUGUCCGGAUUGUUCUCGUCACGUUCACUCUCGUCUACUCCGCGACGCUUACAGAUGCUAAUUACGAAUAUUACGAUCCUGGAUCCGGCACGGCCGGGAUGAUGGCCAAAAUGAAUCGGAUGGAGGGCGAAAUCCAGAAAGUUUUGGCGUCCGACUGUCCCGCCCAGACGAAUGAUUUGUCCACUUACAUGCAGACGCUCUGGUGGCCCAACAUCCAGUACCAGAUGGCGAGAAUUCCGACUCAAGAGCAAGUGCCAGUCCAGCAGCAAUACGCUCGUCUCCAGUACAUGCUCGGAAUGAGGAAAUGUCCGUCGACUCAAGAAACUUUCUACCAAGGAGAGUGCCAUGAAAUCGGAGUCCCUGGUAAUCCUUGUCCUAGAAAUCAGCAACUCUACGACAGACCGGACAACAAUGGCUACUGCUACUGCCAACAAGGUCUGAGCGAUUUCGUUUACAUGGACGGCCAAUGUUACCAGCAAAACGAGCAGGGACCUUGUGACGACGACCAGUGGCUAGUGGUGAGGGAAGAUCGAACUCCCGCCUGCCAACAAGUACCUAGAGGAUGUCCAGCUGACGGCCAACACGUCUACUGGAGUUGCGGAGUUAAUACCGAAUGCCAGCGUCAAACACGGAAGAAUUCGAUGGGUAAAUGCAGCCGACUGGGCAGCCAACAACCUUCUUGCGGCGUCGGAGCCAAACUCUAUCGUACUGGAACCAACUAUUACUGCGGAAGACCGAGAGUGACGGUCGACGACUGGGAGGAGCCCAACGUGAUUUUACCACCGCCCAGUUCAACGUGCAGCAACACGGUGUUACAAGUUCCACAAGCUCCACAACCUUUGCCAGUUUAUGCAAGUCUGCCAGCAGUUGCAAUUACUGGAUACCGACCGUGCCAUAGGGGCUAUAAUCGAGACUGGACUGGAAGGUGUAGGAGAAUGGUUGCACCUCGAUAUUGAUUGGCAAAAUCUUUCAACAUUUAGUCAGAUUGGUAGCAAAUUUGUAACAAAGGUCACUGACGAAUGUGUCAAUCAUAAAUUCUGGCCAUUAUGGAUAAUAUCAGUAAAAUAAACUCUUGUUAACCGAACUCGUUCCUAUAACCAUCUUGUUCUUCAUUCGGUUUAGUCAUUACUAAUAAUAUCUAGCUAACUUGGUUAGUAAGAAAAACAGUAUCGUAUGCAUCGGUACAUCCACAUUCACAUUUGGAAAUUUCAACUGCGGAUGUGGUUUCCCGAACGAAUGGCAAACAAAUAAGCGCUUGUUGUUUUUCUGACUGAAAAGUGGCGAUAGCGCAGUAGGUUUCCACCCAGUCGCAUUCCGGCAGUCCAGUCUCAGACAUUAGUCGCAAGUAUCAAACUGCAAUUAAUUCAGGAUCCUUGAGACGUACAAUCUCUUAAUUGUUAAUUACCCGCCACGGCGCCAGUCUACAAUUAAUUCGUAAAUAUUCGAGAUGAAACUGAUAACUAUUCAAGGCUGUUGGUUUAUUGUUGUUUUGCUGGCCGUGACGUCACCGGUUCGUUCAGCAGUGCCAUUCGAGCGGGUUACAAACGGACCGCCAGUUAACAAUUCACAAAAGAUCAAAUCUUAAGAGUCGCCAUCACAGAUGUUCGAUUUUGUCCGUCGGGUCUUUAUCGAGAUCUGACCGGUCGUUGUCGCGAGCCAUUUUCCAAAAUUAAUUAAUCAGCAAUAUUAUUUUGCCUAUCAAACAAUAAACUGUCCAAUCAACUAUGUAACAUUAAUUUUCAAUACAUAAUUUCGGAACCAUU
Molecule: messenger RNA, 2449 nt
Organism: Daphnia pulicaria
Lineage: Eukaryota; Metazoa; Arthropoda; Branchiopoda; Diplostraca; Daphniidae
Exons: 5
Coding region: 674-1642 (322 amino acids)
Source: RefSeq, a predicted model, not a curated record